GCCUUCUGUCCCUCUCCCGACGCAAUGCAAUGCAACCAUCCUCCAUGCAUCCCCGUUUAUCACUGCUUAUGCCUUUCUUGAGCCGAUACUGCACGUCAGCCCCUCUCAAUACCCCGAUACUUACUCUUGUCCUUUCUCUUGCUUACAGAUCUCUCUCGCCUUUUGCGGAAUACUAUAAAACCCUCUAUUGACCCCCCACCAUGGCCUCCAGGAUCGCCACCCGUCGCUUGCUCUCGCCCUUUUCCCGAGCUCAAUUCCAGCGACCUUCUUUUAUCCGCACAAUGGCCACUUCAGAAGUUCGCCGCGCGUAUGAGUUUCUGGUCAUCCUCCCAGACAAGCCUGGCCCCGAGGCGCGGAAGAGGCGUCUCGAAGUGAGAGCUCAGCACUUCAAAGACAUGACUCCUACCCUUGAGGGAGGCAAGCUAAAAAUGGGCGGUGCCAUUCUGCAUGACGUUCCUGUUAAUGACGAAGCCGAAAACAUGGAUUUUGCUGGCUCCGUCAUGAUUUUGGUUGCAGAGUCUGCAGAGGAAGCUAAAAACAUGCUCAAGGACGAUAUCUACGUCAAGGCAGAUGUAUGGGAUUUUGAAAAGACCCAAAUCUAUCCCCUAAAGUGCGGAUUCAGAUUCCCCUUACAAUGAAGGAAAGCGAAGCAUUAUAUAGAUAGCAAGGGUCGUGAUCGAUUCAUCUGAUCAAACGGAAAAAAAAAAAAAAGUAAAUGCCAUCAAAGCAGAUUAAUAGUGAUGUAUCCGAUGUCCCCGUUGGCCAUCAUCCCAUCAGCAUAGCUGAUCAGACACCAUCGCUGGACGGCCCCCAUGUCUUCCAGACCCUUAAGAAACCCCAAUGCAAAAUGAUAAAAGGGAAAGAAGAAGAAAGAUUACACUAAACUCCCCAAAAAGCGACCCAACUAAGACUGACUUUUAAAAAAGUGUCAGAAAAAUAAUAGGCCCCAAAGAGUCCAUUUCUUCAAGCCGCCAUACGGAAUGAACGGUUUGUGCCCCAAGUACCAUUUAAUUGCCAUCAACAGAAGCCGCUGUUGCCUCUUCUGCUGCGACUCUCAAAUCGUAGCUGAGGUCGAAACACUCAGCAAGGAGCUC
Trichoderma atroviride IMI 206040 is the source of this 1094-nucleotide messenger RNA. RefSeq lists its product as uncharacterized. Lineage: Eukaryota; Fungi; Ascomycota; Sordariomycetes; Hypocreales; Hypocreaceae. The record is from RefSeq and is a predicted model, not a curated record.